CGCCCGAUGAUGACACGACAAAAGCUGAUUGAUUAUCAAAAGGAUCAAUCGUUAAAUUAAAUCUCAAGGAUCAUGAUCGACGGACGCUUCCGCCUCCGUCUCCGUCUCCGUCCGCUGGGAUCUGUACCCCUGCUGCCUCCACUUCACAUCACUUUAUAUCGCACCGAGAUUUCCCAUCCGUGUCCUGCGAACUCAUGGGCUUUGCUCAAACUGCUCUUGUCAAACACUCGAAACGCGUCGGAGCAAAGAUGAAGUCUCUUCUCGGCCCUCUCCUCCUCGGCGCGUCGCGUCUUGCAACCGCGACAAAUGGUGCUGAUUCGCUGGUCGCCCGUGCAGAAUCAUCGCUGAAGUGGGAGCCUUGCAAUCUCGAUCUCCCUGAUGCGGCAAAAGAGCUGCUGAAGGCUGGUGAUUGUGCGACUAUUAAGGUUCCUCUGGAUUAUACAGACAAAAAGUCCGAUAAGACAGUUGAGCUUCAAUUGAUCCGCUAUAAUGCCACAAAGGAGCCUUUCAAGGGCAGCGUUCUCUGGAACCCCGGCGGUCCGGGGAUUUCUGGCAUCGAGACCCUCGCUUAUCUCGGACAGGACUUCCGCGACAUUAUGGGCGGCCAUCACAACAUCAUCUCAUUUGACCCUCGAGGCGUUGGACGAACCAUCCCCUUUGCCUGCGGCAAGAAUGCUUCUGCUGAACUCACCCGUCGCAGCCUGGAACCACUGCCUCAAGCAGAUCUCUGGGAAUAUGUAAAGAACGAGGGCUGGCAGACUAUGCAAGCUAUUGCUGAGUCCUGCUACGAAACCCAGCGGGAACACGGCCGCUUUCUCAGUACUGCCUUUACUGCUCGCGACAUGAUGAAGAUUGUCGAUGCUCUCGGUGAAGAUGGCAAGCUUCGCUUCUGGGGUAUUUCCUAUGGCACUAUUCUUGGUCAGGUCGCAGCUGCGAUGUUUCCUGAUCGCAUUGACCGUCUUCUUCUUGACUCGAACUCUUUGGCUGAUGCGUAUCUCACGUCAACUGGUGUUGGUGGCCCUCACGACGCUGAGAAGUCGCUUGUGCAUUUGUUCACUGAGUGCGUUGAGCUCGGUACCAAAUAUUGCAAGCUGGCCAACUACUCUGGUAGCAGCACUACUGUUGAGGAUUUGAGAGAUGCUACGGUCGAGACCUUCCAGAAGUUGAAGGACCUGAAGACUCUACCUGAUGGUCUUUCACCCAAAGACUAUCCCUACGCUGGCAACUCUAUGUUGAAGCAGCUGAAGUACGGCAUUAUGAACUUUCUGUCAAGCCCUUUCAACUAUCCCUCAGUGGUAGAGAUUCUGUCUUACGCUUUCGAGGGAGACUACAAGAAGGCUCUCAGCAUCUACAAGGAGGACACAUCUGAGUGGAACCUUGGUACCAACGCAUUCCAGGGUAUUGCUUGCUCCGAGUCUUCGUUCCGUGUCAGCAACCCCGAGGACCUUUACUCUAUGUACCAGGCGCAUCUCGCUGGAAGCUCCUUCGGAGAUGCCAUCGCCGCUGACUAUAUCGCCUGCGGUGCUUGGAAGUUCGACGCCGCUGAGGGCGUUGAUACCAACACGCUUCGAAACGUCAACACAAGCUUCCCAGUCCUCGUAGUCAACAACGCAAACGAUCCCAUCACUUCCCUCAACCAUGCUUGGCAGGUGUCUUCUCGAUUUAGAGAGAGUCGACUAUUGAUCAACGAGGGAGUUGGGCACGGAGUCACAUCGCAUGCUUCUAACUGUACACUUGAGGCUAUUGCUGCCUACUUUGUUGAUGGUACCCUUCCAGACGUUGGUACGAGGUGCAAACCUAACAUGCCCGCUUCCAAGGUCGCUCUCCCCAACGCAUAAAGUGCUUGGCCUGGUGCUGCUGCAGAAGACGGUGAGGAUGAGGAUAAGGUUGUAAGACGUUUGUAUCACUAUAUAUCAUGUAUUAAAAUGGCCUGUUCCCAGAAAAAGCGUGAUAACUGCAUACCGCUAGUGCAUCAUCGGCCGCCCUUCAUCGGCCGCCCUUGUCUGUGCCACCUGAUAACCCUGCCAGCAACGAGACAUGUAUUCUUUCAAGACGGAGUGGACGGAGGAUGUGGUGAACCCGUCUUCAACAAAAGAGUAAGGUUAAAAAUAAAACAGCAAAAGGUCUAGCUCGUAUGCUUAUCCAAAC
This is a messenger RNA of Fusarium verticillioides 7600, 2148 nucleotides long. RefSeq lists its product as hypothetical. The record is from RefSeq and is a predicted model, not a curated record. The transcript is spliced from 4 exons. The coding region runs from base 195 to 1838 and encodes 547 amino acids. NCBI's taxonomy places the organism in Eukaryota, Fungi, Ascomycota, Sordariomycetes, Hypocreales, Nectriaceae.